AUGAACUACUAUCUCCUGCUCCUCGCCUUCGCCGGCCUCGUCAUCGCCUUCACCCUGGCCACGAUGGGCCUAAGCUACGCCAUCCUCCUCUCCGCCUUCAACGUCUACGUCCUUUUCCCUCCCAUCUUCGUCUGGAGGAUCCUCCUACUCUUCGAGGAGCUCGAGAUCGACCCCUUCGACAUCAUCCGUGGCCUCGAAUGA
Molecule: messenger RNA, 201 nt
Organism: Aplosporella prunicola CBS 121167
Lineage: Eukaryota; Fungi; Ascomycota; Dothideomycetes; Botryosphaeriales; Aplosporellaceae
Exons: 2
Coding region: 1-201 (66 amino acids)
Source: RefSeq, a predicted model, not a curated record